Molecule: messenger RNA, 1449 nt
Organism: Osmerus eperlanus (European smelt)
Lineage: Eukaryota; Metazoa; Chordata; Actinopteri; Osmeriformes; Osmeridae
Product: E3 ubiquitin-protein ligase TRIM50-like
Exons: 6
Coding region: 1-1449 (482 amino acids)
Biological process (GO): protein ubiquitination
Cellular component (GO): cytoplasm
Molecular function (GO): protein binding; ubiquitin protein ligase activity; zinc ion binding
Source: RefSeq, a predicted model, not a curated record
AUGGCCCGCAGAGAGAGCCUGCAGUCCCUGGAGGAACAGCUCAAGUGCCCGGUGUGUCUGGAGGUGUUCGCAGAGCCGCUGAUGCUGCAGUGUGGCCACUCCUACUGCCGGGGCUGUGUGCGCUCCAUGACCAUGGACCCCCUGGGACAGCUGCAGUGCCCAGUCUGCCGCUGUGCCGUGGAUGGGGACAGCCCCCCGCCCAACGUCAGCCUGGCCAGGAUCGUGGACUCCCUGAGGGAGGUGAGCGGGGCAGGGCCUUCCAGGACGGAGAGCUGCCCUGAGCACCACAACCCCCUGAGUCUGUAUUGUGAGGAGGACCAGACCGUUAUCUGUGGGCUGUGUGGGAGCAUAGGGGCGCACCGCUGCCACAACAUCACCCCUGUCCACAGCGUGUACAGUCGCAUGAAGGAGGACAUAUCCUGUUUGAUGACAGAGUUCCAGUCACAGAAGAGGAAACUGGAGGAGCAGAUUUGUAAAAUGGCCUACAAUAAAUCUCGCAUUACAAACGAGUCGGACGUCCUGAAGUGGGUGAUCCGCAAGGAGUUUGGGGAGCUGCGGCGCUGCCUGGAGCUGGAGGAGGCUGGGUUCAUGCACAGGGUGGAGAGCGCAGCCGCAGGCCUCAUCUCCUCCAUCCAGAGCCAGGCGGACGACCUCACACACACCCAUGCCAAGUUCCAGGAGGCCGAGGGCACCCUGGAGGCCCUGAGCAACGAGAGUCACCUGGACUUCAUCGUGAAAUACGGCUCGAUUGCUCCAAGAUUCAAAGAAUGUCAACAAAAACAACAGAGAGAAGAGAAGAUCUACAGUUCCAUCAACUUCAAACCAGGGUUCAAUCACAGCGAUAUCAAGAUGUCAGUGUGGAAGAGAUUACACCGGAGGGUUCUGCCUGCCCCCGUGUGUCUCAAACUGGAUCCCCAGACAGCUCACCCCAUGCUGGAGCUCAGCCAAGGAGACACCAUGGUGGAGUGUGGAGCCCUCCUGAAGAGGCUGGCCAACAACCCUGAGCGCUUCAGCUACAGCUACUGCGUCCUGGCCAGCAGAGGCUUCUCCUCAGGGAAGCACUACUGGGAGGUCGUUGUCGGGGAGAAGCCAAAGUGGCGCCUGGGCCUGAUCAAGGGUACCGCCAACAGGAAGGGGAAGCUGCCUAAGAGCCCUGAAAGUGGUGUGUGGCUGAUAGGUCUGAAGGAAGGGCGCGUGUACGAGGCCUUCAGCACCCCCCGCGUCACCUUACCUCUCUCCACCCAGCCUGCCAGGAUCGGGAUGUUCCUGGAUUACGAGGGUGGAUCGCUGACGUUCUACAAUGCUGACAGUCCUGACGAGCUCGGGGUGAUCUACACCUUCCGCAGUGAGCUGCAGGGUAAGGUCUACCCGCUGUUCGAUGUUUGCUGGCAUGAGAGAGGAGCCAAUAAACAACCUGUCUCUCUGCCUCAGACCGACAGUGACAGAUGA